Prorocentrum cordatum is the source of this 378-nucleotide messenger RNA. Lineage: Eukaryota; Dinophyceae; Prorocentrales; Prorocentraceae. The record is from the annotation of a GenBank genome assembly.
AUGCAUGAGCUGGAAAAGACCCGGGAAGCUUGUUUAAGAAGAACUGAAGUGCAGCCAUCCAUGGAAGAUCCCGACGCUGUGCUCAACGAUCCUGUUAUAGUCGAUGAGCGGGAUACGUUCAUGGCUUGCAAAUUGCAGCAAGUGGCGAUUGCGUCACCGAACGCACUGAUCUUUUGCAUCGUCGGGAUGGCCCACCUUAACGGAAUCGAGGCCGAGCUGUCGCGCGAAAUCAGGCAGAGCGAGUUCGAUGCAGUGAGUAUCGCGCCCCAGAUGUCGGAUGCUGACAAGAAGCUCAAGAAGGCCAUUGUUCAAAGCAGAGGCUUCGAUUUGAAAGCUCUGCGCAUCAUGCUGCAAGUGCAGCAGGUGAGCGCUCGCUGA